Acomys russatus (golden spiny mouse) is the source of this 511-nucleotide messenger RNA. It is a transcript of the gene Rpl35, whose product is annotated as ribosomal protein L35. The coding region runs from base 121 to 492 and encodes 123 amino acids. Gene Ontology annotation, biological process: maturation of LSU-rRNA from tricistronic rRNA transcript (SSU-rRNA, 5.8S rRNA, LSU-rRNA); translation. Gene Ontology annotation, molecular function: structural constituent of ribosome; mRNA binding. Gene Ontology annotation, cellular component: ribosome; cytosolic large ribosomal subunit. The record is from RefSeq and is a predicted model, not a curated record. NCBI's taxonomy places the organism in Eukaryota, Metazoa, Chordata, Mammalia, Rodentia, Muridae. The transcript is spliced from 4 exons.
CCUCCCACGCCGCGACGCUACUGGCCGAGCUCCGCGCUACCCGGCAGUAGUUGCAGAAGUCGGCCCCGCCCCUUCCUCUUUCUCUCGUACCUGGCGGCCUCCGCGGUGAGCAGCGCAGCCAUGGCCAAGAUUAAGGCUCGGGACCUGCGCGGCAAGAAGAAGGAGGAGCUGCUGAAACAACUGGACGAUCUGAAGGUGGAGCUGUCUCAGCUUCGGGUCGCCAAGGUGACCGGCGGCGCCGCAUCCAAGCUCUCCAAGAUACGAGUCGUCCGCAAAUCCAUUGCCCGCGUCCUCACUGUCAUUAACCAGACUCAAAAAGAAAACCUCAGGAAAUUCUACAAGGGCAAGAAGUACAAGCCUCUGGACCUGCGGCCUAAGAAGACUAGAGCCAUGCGCCGCCGGCUCACCAAGCACGAGGAGAAGCUGAAGACCAAGAAGCAGCAGCGGAAAGAGCGACUGUACCCGCUGCGCAAGUACGCAGUCAAGGCCUGAGGAGGCAGCGACAAUAAAG